This is a messenger RNA of Oryzias melastigma (Indian medaka), 5079 nucleotides long. RefSeq names its product transportin-2 (gene tnpo2b). NCBI's taxonomy places the organism in Eukaryota, Metazoa, Chordata, Actinopteri, Beloniformes, Adrianichthyidae. Gene Ontology annotation, molecular function: nuclear import signal receptor activity; small GTPase binding. Gene Ontology annotation, biological process: protein import into nucleus. The transcript is spliced from 24 exons. Gene Ontology annotation, cellular component: nucleus; cytoplasm. The coding region runs from base 461 to 3130 and encodes 889 amino acids. The record is from RefSeq and is a predicted model, not a curated record.
AUAUUUAGCUAUAGGACCUUUUUUUUAACACCUUUUGCAUAUUUUGGCAAAAUAUGAUUAGGUUGUCAAUAAAGAUUAAAAAAAAAAAAAAAACCUAGGAUUUACGGUGGUCCAAAGUGCGCUUGCGCGAACGUGCCAUUACAGUAUUCAUGACACCUCCAGGCUAAUUAAUUACAGAUUAAUGUGUUUAGGAGUUUUUUGUGAGGUUUGUUGGUUUUUAGAUGACUUUUGAGCUGGAAAACCCGGACUCUAUCUGGCAACACUUACCGUGACUGUAUCUGGCAACACUGCGAACAGGACUAAACUACUAACCCGUCAAUAGCUGUCAAUUACGAGCUAGCGCAUUGAGCACGGAGGACUAUAACGAUUUCUGACAGCAGCGACAGAUUUAAUUUUGUUUUUCACCGGAAAACCAGUCUUGGUUCUGGAAGCGUGGAUCUGCGACGCCGGCGAAAGCAGGAUGGAGUGGCAGCCAGACGAGCAGGGUCUGCAGCAGGUGCUGCAGCUGCUGAAGGACUCCCAGUCCCCGGACACCGCCACGCAGAGGGCCGUGCAGGAGAAACUGGAGCAGCUCAACCAGUUUCCAGAUUUCAACAACUAUCUCAUCUUUGUCCUCACGAGCCUCAAAUCUGAAGACGAGCCCACGCGCUCUUUGAGCGGCUUGAUCCUGAAGAACAACGUUAAAGCCCACUACCAGAACUUCCCUCCCAACGUGGCCGACUUCAUCAAACGCGAAUGCCUCAACAACAUCGGGGACCCGUCGCCGCUCAUCAGGGCUACAAUCGGUAUCUUGAUCACCACUAUAGCCUCUAAAGGAGAGCUGCAAAUGUGGCCGGAACUGUUGCCUCAGCUCUGCAAUCUGCUCAACUCAGAGGACUAUAACACCUGUGAGGGCUCGUUCGGAGCGCUGCAGAAGAUCUGCGAGGAUUCAUCCGAGCUGCUGGACAGCGACGCUCUAAACAGACCUCUCAACAUCAUGAUCCCAAAGUUUCUGCAGUUUUUUAAACACUGCAGCCCCAAGAUCAGGUCUCACGCCAUCGCCUGUGUGAACCAGUUCAUCAUUGGCCGAGCUCAGGCGCUCAUGGAUAACAUUGACACCUUUAUUGAGAGUCUGUUCGCUCUGGCGGGCGACGAGGACAGUGAGGUCCGGAAGAACGUGUGCAGAGCUCUGGUCAUGCUGCUGGAGGUCCGGAUCGACCGCCUCAUCCCACACAUGCACAGCAUCAUCCAGUACAUGCUGCAGCGAACCCAGGACCCAGAUGAGAACGUGGCUCUGGAGGCCUGCGAGUUCUGGCUGACUCUGGCUGAGCAGCCCAUCUGCAAAGAGGCUCUGUCCGGACACUUGGUGCAGCUCAUUCCUAUUCUGGUUAAUGGGAUGAAGUACUCUGAGAUCGACAUCAUCCUGCUGAAGGGGGACGUGGAAGAAGACGAGACGGUUCCUGACAGCGAGCAGGACAUCAAACCUCGCUUUCACAAGUCACGCACUGUCACGCUGCAGCACGAGGGCGGGGAAGGUGAGGAGGGCGAGGACAUCGACGAUGAUGAGGAUGAUGACGACGACACGCUGUCCGACUGGAACCUGCGGAAAUGCUCGGCUGCAGCUCUGGACGUUCUAGCCAACGUGUUUCGUGAGGAGCUGCUGCCCCACCUGUUACCCCUGCUCAAGGGUUUGCUGUUCCACCCUGACUGGGUCAUCAAGGAGUCGGGCAUUUUGGUUCUGGGGGCCAUCGCAGAGGGCUGCAUGCAGGGUAUGGUUCCGUACCUGCCCGAGCUCAUCCCUCACCUCAUCCUGUGCCUGUGCGACAAAAAGGCGCUGGUCCGCUCCAUCGCCUGCUGGACUCUCAGCCGCUACGCCCACUGGGUGGUCAGCCAGCCCCCGGACGCCCACCUCAAACCCCUCAUGACCGAGCUGCUUAAGCGCAUCCUGGACGGCAACAAGAGAGUCCAGGAGGCAGCGUGCAGCGCCUUCGCGACCCUGGAGGAGGAGGCGUGCACAGAGCUGGUGCCGUACCUCAGCUUCAUCCUGGACACGCUGGUGUUUGCAUUCGGGAAGUAUCAGCACAAGAACCUGCUGAUCCUCUACGACGCCAUCGGAACGCUGGCGGACUCUGUGGGACACCAUCUGAACCAGCCGGAGUACAUUCAGAAACUGAUGCCCCCCCUGAUCGCCAAGUGGAAUGAGCUGAAGGACGAGGACAAAGACCUGUUCCCCCUGUUGGAGUGCCUGUCGUCCGUCGCCACGGCGCUGCAGAGCGGCUUCCUGCCGUACUGCGAGCCCGUCUACCAGCGCUGCGUGACCCUGGUCCAGAAGACGCUGGCUCAGGCCAUGAUGUACAGCCAGCAGCCGGACCAGUACGAAGCCCCCGACAAGGACUUCAUGAUCGUGGCUCUGGAUCUUUUAAGCGGGCUGGCUGAGGGCCUGGGGGGCCACGUGGACUCGCUGGUGGCCCGCAGUAACAUCAUGACGCUGCUGUUCCAGUGCAUGCAGGACACCAUGCCUGAGGUCAGACAGAGUUCAUUCGCUCUCCUGGGGGAUUUGACCAAGGCCUGCUUCCCUCAUGUCAAGCCGUGUAUCGCCGAGUUCAUGCCCAUCCUCGGAACCAACCUGAACCCUGAGUUCAUCUCCGUCUGCAACAACGCCACCUGGGCUAUCGGGGAGAUCUGCAUGCAGAUGGGGGUGGAGAUGCAGCCGUACAUUCCUAUGGUUCUGAACCAGCUGGUUGAGAUUAUUAACCGGCCCAACACGCCCAAAACUCUGUUGGAGAACACAGCCAUCACCAUUGGUCGGCUGGGUUAUGUCUGUCCUCAGGAGGUGGCCCCCAUGCUGCCCCAGUUCAUCAGGCCCUGGUGCACGUCUCUGCGCAACAUCCGGGACAACGAGGAGAAAGACUCCGCCUUCCGGGGGAUUUGCAUCAUGAUCGGCGUGAACCCUGGAGGUGUGGUCCAGGAUUUCAUCUUCUUCUGUGACGCGGUGGCGUCCUGGGUGAAUCCUAAAGACGACCUCAGAGACAUGUUCUAUAAGAUCCUGCAUGGCUUCAAGGAGCAGGUGGGGGAGGACAACUGGCAGCAGUUUUCUGAGCAGUUCCCCCCCCUGCUGAAGGAGAGACUGGCAGCCUGCUACGGCGUUUAGAGUCUCCACCCCCAGCCAUGAGGGGGGGGCCAGCAGAAGGAGGGUGAAUGGGAAAACUCAUCCAUCUGUGUAUUGCACUGCCCUGAUCGGGGGGGAAGAAACGUUCGGCUGCUCCCCCUGAUGGACGGCCCCCACGCCCUAUGUGUUUGUCCAUAGAGGGAGGGAGGGAGGGAGGGGUGGGGGGCACCUCUAGAUUAACUAGGCAGGGACCCGACACAGAAAACUAACUUGUAGGGACAGAUAGAGGAGGGACCUUCAGGGACAGGUGGGGAGACAAUCAGCGAGGAAGAGCAGAAAGGUGUCCUGGGGGGGUCGGGGUCUACAGAGAAACUGGGACCAAUCUUGACACACGCGCAGUACUCUGAAACACCAGAAGGUGGCAGUGUGAGCUGCUCUGUGGUUAGGGACAGACAGGCUUCUUCAUCUGCUUUCCUGGGGAAGAUCAUCAGUUCCUUCACCUGUGCUCACCCCAUCUCCAUUUGUUUGCCGCCGCUGCCGCCGUCACGCUAAGCACAGCUGCUCUCCAUUCGCGGGGGGGUUUCUCUGCUCCAUCGCAGGAAGGCUCCUCCUCCUCCUCCUGAUGCCGCAGGAAUGUUCCUUAGCGCCUGGGGAGGUGAGGGCCGACCCUCCUGCUUCCUGAGACGAGGAAAAUCACAAACUUUCUUCAGUGUGUGAGUGCACGUGUUUGAGCGUGCAUUUGUGUGAGUGUGCACGUGCAGUCUGAAAACUCGCAUUCUGCGUUCAAAAUGUGAAAUGGUACCGAGCUGAAGCUGGAGAAGACUGUUAGCUGUGACUGUGUGUGUCUGAGUAUGUAUGUGUUUAUGUGCGAUGUGAUCAUGCACGUGUGUGUCAGUAAUAGUGCAUGUGGGUGCAUGUGUGUGAUCUGGUGUGUGAUCGUCCAUGUUUUUGCAUCUGUGAUCAUGCACGUGUGAGAUGAUGUUGAUCUUCUCAGUUCCGUGACUUAAUUUUAAAAUUGUUUUAUGAAUAUUUCUGUUUUUUCUGCUCCUCACUUUCAUUUCUUACAGCAUUAAAUUCAUUUCAUUCUCUUUACUGACGCUUUAGUAGUUUUUAUCGGUUUUUAACCACGCCCACCACGUGACCCGCCCACCCCUGUGACCCGUGUUUGUCAGACUGUGUUACACUGUGAAACCGUUUUUCAAUAAUUUUCUCUCUUAAAGGCAAAUAAAGAAACUUUGUGAAUCUGCGACUAAUCCGCACUUUUGCUACGAGUGGCGUGAUGCCGGCCGCGUCCUCUGGGGGGAGUUGUGAAGGGUGGUGUGUGCAUGUGGGGGGGUCUUUCUCUAUGAUCGUCCUGUUUCAGAGUGAUGUAACCCUUUAACCGUGGGGGUGGGGGCAUUAAAGAGCAAUAAAGCUACUAAAUUUUCAAUCCGUUGUGUUGCAGUUCAGGACCACCACCCCUCUUCCCACUGGGUCCAGGGUACCUUCCAGAAUUUUUCAUAUUUUCCUUGGAACUUUUCAGACGUUUAGUUGGUUCCUCUGAGAUGUUAGCUCGUUCCCGCUGCCCCCCAGUCUAACUUUCGUUCUUUUGUCCUCACAUUUUGCAUGAUAGAGCUUUAAGAUGCCUUCAUGGACGGCUCGGUGAACUGAGUUUACGAAGGGUUUUCUUGUCCUAAAGCCUGAAGAUUUCGGGGGUCCAAAGCUCAUAACUUUAUUCUCAAUGAGGGGAGAGGGGGUGACCACCGCCAUCAGGGUUUUUUGUUGUUGUCGAUGCUGGUUUUUAGGCUCCUCCCACUUCGGUUUGUGCUUCACUUUGACACCCAAUGUUUAAAUCCAAUGCCGGGGGGGGCAGAGUGAAGUAAAGACGGGUGGUUCUGUGUGGAGAACACGACUGAACACUUCUACAGGAGACAAUCCAGUCCUGGUCCUGCUGUUUCUGCUCUUUUCAUUCCGGUUUUUACAAGAACAAUAAAGGGUUCUGUUGCUUCUUC